CCGCCCCGGCCCGCCGCCCUCGCAAUAAGGGGCCUGAGCGCGCGGGGGAGAAGCCGCAGCAAGAGCGAGAGCGAUCUGGCCGCGCCGUCGGGCGCCGGGCCGGGCCAUGGAGCUGUGGCCGUGUCUGGCCGCGGCGCUGCUGUUGCUGCUGCUGCUGGUGCAGCUGAGCCGCGCGGCGGAGUUCUACGCCAAGGUCGCCCUGUACUGCGCGCUGUGCUUCGCGGUGUCCGCCGUGGCCUCGCUCGUCUGCCUGCUGCGCCACGGCGGUCGGACGGUGGAGAAUAUGAGCAUCAUCAGCUGGUUCGUGCGAAGCUUCAAGUACUUUUACGGGCUCCGCUUCGAGGUGCGGGACCAGCACAGGCUGCAGGAGGCCCGGCCCUGCGUCAUCGUCUCCAACCACCAGAGCAUCCUGGACAUGAUGGGCCUCAUGGAGGUCCUUCCGGAGCGCUGCGUGCAGAUCGCCAAGCGGGAGCUGCUCUUCCUGGGUCCCGUGGGCCUCAUCAUGUACCUCGGGGGCGUCUUCUUCAUCAACCGGCAGCGCUCCAGCACUGCCAUGACAGUGAUGGCCGACCUGGGCGAGCGCAUGGUCAGGGAGAACCUCAAAGUGUGGAUCUACCCCGAGGGUACUCGCAACGACAAUGGGGACCUGCUGCCUUUUAAGAAGGGUGCCUUCUACCUGGCGGUCCAGGCACAGGUGCCCAUCGUCCCCGUGGUGUACUCCUCCUUCUCCUCCUUCUACAACACCAAGAAGAAGUUCUUCACUUCAGGAACAGUCACAGUGCAGGUGCUGGAAGCCAUCCCCACCAGCGGCCUCACUGUGGCAGACGUCCCUGCACUCGUGGACACCUGCCACCGGGCCAUGAGGACCACCUUCCUGCACAUCUCCAAGACCCCCCAGGAGAAUGGGGCCACUGCGGGGCCUGGCGUGCAGCUGGCCCAGUAGCCCAGACCACGGCAGGGCAGGACCUGGGGAGGGCAGGUGGAAGCCGAUGGCUGGAGGAUGGGCAGAGGUCCCCCAGGCUUCCAAAUACCACUCUGUCCGGCUCCCCUGGCUCUCACUCGGCCCAGGAAGCAGGAAGCUUCUGUCACUGGCCUCAGACACGGGCCCCUGGCAUCCCCUGCAGGGGGCUCAGCUGGACCCUCCCCAGGCUCAAGGGCAGGGACUUGUGCCCACGGCGCCUCUGGGAGCUGGGAUGGUGAGGAUGAGGCCUGCGGCUGUGCCCACAGGUGGGCUGAGCCACAAGGCCCCCGAUGGCCCAGGAGCAGAUGGGAGGAUCCCGAGGUCCGACACACACCGUCCGAGCCCUCUGCUCAGCCGCCUGGGACCCACCAGGAUGUAGCUGGGCUCCAGGGUCCAGCCCACAAGCUGCAUCAGGCUCUCAGGGAGAGGAGGGGCCUGGAGGGCCGGGAGUCCCAGACUCACGCACCCUGGGCCACAGGGAGCCGAGAAUUGGGGCCUGCUGCUCCUGCCGGCCUGGAGGACUCUGUGGGGUCAGCAUUGUACUCCAUUGCUGUUUUUUUAUAAACACAUUCUUGGAAGUGGC
This is a messenger RNA of Nomascus leucogenys (northern white-cheeked gibbon), 1544 nucleotides long. It is a transcript of the gene AGPAT2, whose product is annotated as 1-acylglycerol-3-phosphate O-acyltransferase 2. Gene Ontology annotation, molecular function: 1-acylglycerol-3-phosphate O-acyltransferase activity. The record is from RefSeq and is a predicted model, not a curated record. Gene Ontology annotation, cellular component: membrane; endoplasmic reticulum. Gene Ontology annotation, biological process: phosphatidic acid biosynthetic process. Lineage: Eukaryota; Metazoa; Chordata; Mammalia; Primates; Hylobatidae.